Molecule: messenger RNA, 2676 nt
Organism: Varanus komodoensis (Komodo dragon)
Lineage: Eukaryota; Metazoa; Chordata; Lepidosauria; Squamata; Varanidae
Gene: SCIN
Product: scinderin
Exons: 16
Coding region: 76-2232 (718 amino acids)
Biological process (GO): barbed-end actin filament capping; actin filament severing; actin polymerization or depolymerization
Cellular component (GO): cytoplasm; actin cytoskeleton
Molecular function (GO): actin filament binding; phosphatidylinositol-4,5-bisphosphate binding
Source: RefSeq, a predicted model, not a curated record
UGCCUUUAACUUCGCCCAACUCGGGGAAACACUUGGCCGUCUUGAGCAUCUCGGCCAGCAGCAGCAGCCGAAGCGAUGGCCCCGCCGGAACUGUACCACAAGGAGUUUGCCGACGCAGGUCGCAAGGCUGGGCUGCAGAUCUGGAGGAUCGAGCAGCUGGACCUGGUGCCGGUGCCCCAACCUUUGCACGGCAACUUCUACGUGGGCGACGCCUACCUGGUGCUGCACACCUUCAAGAGGAGCAGCGCCACCUUCUACAACCUCCAUUACUGGCUGGGAAAAGAAUGUACUCAGGAUGAAAGCACUGCAGCAGCGAUCUUUACCGUUCAGAUGGAUGAUUAUCUUGGAGGAAAACCUGUGCAGCACCGAGAACUCCAAGGAUAUGAAUCUACACAAUUUGUUGGGUACUUCAAAGAUGGCAUUAAAUAUAAGGCAGGUGGUGUGGCCUCAGGCUUUAAGCAUGUCAUCACAAAUGACCUAAAUGCACGGAGACUUCUGCAUGUCAAAGGUCGGAGAGUGGUUCGAGCCACAGAGGUUCCUCUUAGCUGGGACAACUUCAACAAAGGGGAUUGCUUCAUUGUAGAUCUUGGAAUGGUGAUAUACCAGUGGUGCGGCUCUACGUGCAAUAAAUUCGAGCGCCUGAAAGCGACUCAGGUUGCUGUGGGCAUUCGGGACAAUGAACGGAAUGGAAGAGCUCAGUUGAUGGUCGUGGAGGAAGGGAGUGAGCCUCAAGAACUCCUACAGGUUCUAGGAUGCAAGCCACAACUUCGGGAGGGUGAUGAUAGUGACGAUGAGGCUGCUGAUAUCACCAACAGGAGAAUUGCAAAACUGUACAUGGUAUCGGAUGCAAGUGGGUCCAUGAAGGUUUCAGUUGCUGCUGAAGAAAACCCCUUCUCAAGAGCAAUGCUUCUGUCUGAAGAGUGUUUUAUACUGGAUCAUGGCGUAGCUAGGCAAAUAUUUGUCUGGAAAGGUAAGAAUGCCAAUCCACACGAGAGGAAAGCAGCCAUGAAAACAGCCGAGGAGUUCAUUCAGCAAAUGAAUUAUCCAGCCAACACUCAGAUCCAAGUUCUUCCAGAAGGAGGGGAAACACCAACCUUCACGCAGUUUUUUAGAGACUGGAAGGACAAAGAUCAAAGUGAGGGCUUUGGAAAAGUGUAUGUCACAGAGCGAGUGGCAAGAAUUAAACAGAUUGAAUUUGAUGCUACCAAAUUACACGAGUCUCCACAGAUGGCAGCCCAGCACAACAUGAUCGAUGAUGGCUCUGGGAAAGUGGAGAUCUGGCGAGUGGAAAGCAAUGGCAGGAUCCCUGUAGCACCUGAGAGCUAUGGGCAGUUUUAUGGUGGCGACUGCUACAUCAUCUUGUACACUUAUCCCAAAGGACAGAUCAUCUACACAUGGCAAGGAGCUCAUGCAACUAGAGAUGAGCUGACUACUUCAGCAUUUUUGACUGUCCAACUUGAUCGGUCACUCAAAGGGCGUGCCGUCCAGAUCAGAGUCAGCCAAGGCAAGGAACCUCCACACUUGCUGAGUUUGUUCAAAGAUAAGCCGCUCAUCAUUUACAAGGAUGGGACAUCCAAGAAAGGAGGUCAAGUGCCAGCUCCUCCAAGGCGCUUGUUCCAAAUCCGCAGAAACCUAGCAACCAUCACCAGGAUUGUAGAGGUUGACGUUGAUGCUGCUUCGUUGAAUUCCAAUGAUGUUUUUGUUUUGAAACUGCCAAAUAACUCUGGAUAUACUUGGGUUGGUAGAGGAGCGAGCAGAGAAGAAGAAAAAGGAGCUCAGUAUACAGCAAAUAUCCUGAAAUGUCAAACUGUGAGGAUUGACGAAGGCCAGGAACCAGAGGAAUUUUGGAGUGCUCUGGGUGGAAAGAAAAAAUACCAGACAUCUGCACAAUUACAGACUGACUCAGAAGACCAUCCUCCCCGCCUUUAUGGAUGUUCUAAUAAGACUGGCAGGUUUAUAAUUGAGGAAGUUCCUGGAGAAUUCACUCAGGAAGAUUUGGCUGAAGAUGAUGUCAUGUUGUUUGAUACUUGGGAUCAGGUAUUUGUGUGGAUUGGCAAAGAUGCAAAUGAACUAGAACGCACUGAAUCAGUGAAAUCUGCCAAACGCUACAUUGAGACUGAUCCAUCUGGACGAGACAAAGGCAUCCCGCUUGUUAUUGUACAACAGGGUUAUGAACCCCCAACGUUCACAGGAUGGUUCUUGGGCUGGGAUUACAACAAAUGGAAAAACUGAACAGGAAAAGAAACCCGGAGCAGAUAUUGGAGCACAGCCAUUCUCCAGCAACUUUAAGCAUGUACUUGCAUAUUAGUGUGCGUGCUGCUGUUGCAGUCCAUGUCCCAAUUGUGUGUGCAUAUGGGUAUAAUGUAACACAUGCACAUUCUCUAGGCAUAGAUACAUGUUUCUGGAUUGAACUGGAAAUCGUUCUUUGCCAAAUCUAUGAAUUUUGGGGUGUGUGAAGGGAAAGUCUUAUACUCUGUGCACUGCUUCUGGAUGCCAUUGCAAAUCCUAAUUUUCCUAACUGAAGUUUGAAAAAGGCCUGCAGAAUUCCUACCACAUAGCCUUCUGUUCUGUCUGUUGCUUUGCUUAGUAUUCACACGAGUGGGGCCUCUGUGACGAAUGGUGAUGGAUGAGCACCCUAAAGAGGUGUGCCUGGCCACUAUUUUGUAUGCUUUUUGG